Messenger RNA from Girardinichthys multiradiatus, 1604 nucleotides. It is a transcript of the gene ptpa, whose product is annotated as protein phosphatase 2 phosphatase activator. Gene Ontology annotation, molecular function: protein tyrosine phosphatase activator activity; peptidyl-prolyl cis-trans isomerase activity. The record is from RefSeq and is a predicted model, not a curated record. NCBI's taxonomy places the organism in Eukaryota, Metazoa, Chordata, Actinopteri, Cyprinodontiformes, Goodeidae. Bases 78 to 1046 code for a protein of 322 amino acids. The transcript has 10 exons. Gene Ontology annotation, biological process: mitotic spindle organization. Gene Ontology annotation, cellular component: nucleus; protein phosphatase type 2A complex; cytoplasm.
GGUGUUUACCACUUGGGGGCAGUGCUGAGCUGUUUAAAACUUUGUGACCAGACCGUAGAAGAAGAGUGCGGCUCGCCAUGGCGGAAACAGGGGAGCAGUCAGCAUCUAGUCCUGAAGAUGAAGCACCUGAAGCUGCGACCAUCUACAUCAUCCCCAAGAAGGAAAUCAGCAUGGUUCCGGAUAUGGGGAAGUGGAAAAGGUCGCAGGCCUACGCUGACUACAUGGGCUUCAUCCUGACCCUGAAUGAAGGAGUGAAGGGGAAGAAGCUGACGUCUGAUUAUGACGUUUCUGAGACAGUGGAGAAGCUGUUAGAUCUUCUGGGAACUCUGGACCAAUGGAUAAAUGAAACACCUCCCGUCGACCAGCCGUCUCGCUUCGGCAACAAGGCCUACAGAACCUGGUUCUCCAAAUUGGAGCAGGAAGCCGAGGCCUUGGUGUCGGCCGUUCUUCCUGCAGAGAAAGCUGCUGCAGCUCCAGAGAUCGCCGUCUACCUGAAGGAAUCUGUCGGGAAUCCGACCCGGAUAGACUAUGGAACAGGUCAUGAAGCGGCCUUCGCAGCGUUCCUCUGCUGCCUCUGUAAAGUCGGAGCUCUGAGAAUAUCCGAUCAGCUGGCUAUCGUCUUUAAGGUUUUCAAUAGAUAUCUCCAGGUGAUGCGGAAGCUGCAGAGGACCUACAGAAUGGAGCCGGCUGGGAGCCAAGGUGUGUGGGGACUGGACGACUUCCAGUUCCUGCCCUUCAUCUGGGGCAGCUCCCAGUUUAUAGAUCACCCAACGCUGGAGCCUCGGCACUUCAUCGAUGAGAGGGUUGUUAACGAGCACCAUCAGGACUACAUCUUCCUGGACAGCAUCAGGUUCAUAAACGAGAUGAAGACGGGUCCAUUUGCUGAGCACUCCAACCAGCUGUGGAACAUCAGUGCUGUUCCUUCUUGGUCCAAAGUCAACCAAGGCCUGAUCAGGAUGUACAAAGCAGAGUGUUUGGAGAAGUUCCCUGUGAUCCAGCAUUUUAAGUUCGGCAGCCUGCUCUCCAUCCAGCCAGCAAACCCUUGAUGCUCCACAGAGGAAGAAAACAACCAAAAUCACAACAGAUUUCCCUCCAGCGUUUCCAAAUCCGACAGCUGCAUAGUCCGACACAUGCGUUCCCUCAUGAGCACGCAUCCAUGACUUUCCUGCUCAGCAUGUUGUCGAUGACCUCUGACUCUCAAACAUCUGUGGAUUUUUGUCUUAUCUAUAGGAAAGGCUCAAAUAUAAGUUUUAUUUUGUAUUAUUUUCUGAAUGUGUGAUCAGGAAUGCUGACUCCGGUUGGCUGUUAAUAUGGAGACUGUUUGAAAAAUCUUCUUUCAUAGUGUUUUUGCUUUGCUUUUAAGGCCAAAGGUUAAACUUUUGCUGAAAUGUCAUCCGACUACCGUUCACAUGCUGACAACCGACUGUAGAAAGAACAUCAAUCUAGAUUAGACAUAAAGCAUCUAGAUUGGGAAAGUUUAGAUGGAAAAUCUCUGCAUGGAAUUCCACCUUUUAGUUUUCCCCCGACUGUCAUUAUGAAGCUCCAGCAAAUGAUAUCAGCUCAGUUCUGAUAAAUGUUGUCAUUAAAGAUUCAAAUGAAUUUAA